CAGUGCCAGCAGCCAGCGCUGGAGGGGGACAUGAGCCUUUAAAACAUCUCGAGCCUCUCAAACUUCCGUACAGGCGGUGCUCUUUCAGACCGGGUUUACUUCCUCCAGGCUCCCUCGCUUCUCUCUUCCUUAACUCAUUGUUGGAUUACUUUUCUAGAUCAGUAAACAUGGCAACGCUGAGAGCUCUGAGAAAAUUCUGCCAGCAAUCUAAGCAUCAAGUGUGCAGUCUACAUAUGUCCGCAUCAAGACAGGAAGCUGUGGUCAUCUCAGGCAGGAAGUUGGCCCGUCAGAUCCGGGAGGAGGCCAGGACCGAUGUGGAACAGUGGGUCUCCACUGGCAACAGGAGACCCCACCUGAGCGUGGUCCUUGUAGGAGAUAAUGUAGCCAGUCACUCCUACGUCCUGAAUAAGACCCGGGCUGCAGCUGAUGUUGGUAUCAGCAGUGAGACCAUCCUGAAGCCCUCCUGUAUCUCUGAGGAUGAACUCAUGGACCUGAUCUACAAACUCAACACAGACCACCGGGUGGAUGGCCUGCUGGUGCAGCUGCCUCUGCCAGAACACAUUGACGAGCGGCGCAUCUGUAAUGCUGUGUCCCCCGACAAGGAUGUGGACGGCUUCCAUGUGGUCAACGUGGGCCGCAUGUGCCUGGACCAGUCCACCAUGCUGCCCGCCACUCCCUGGGGAGUCUGGGAAAUCAUCAAACGCACAGGAAUUCCUACCCUUGGAAAGAAUGUUGUGGUAGCGGGACGCUCCAAGAAUGUGGGCAUGCCCAUUGCCAUGUUGCUGCACUCGGAUGGACGCCAUGAGAGGCCAGGGGGUGAUGCCACGGUCACUAUCUCUCACCGUUACACACCAAAGGAACAGCUCCGUCAGCACACAAGAAUUGCAGACAUCGUUGUUGCUGCUGCAGGGAUUCCAAACCUCAUCACCGCAGACAUGAUCAAAGAAGGAGCAGUCGUUAUUGAUGUUGGAAUAAACAGAGUGCAUGACCAUGUGACUGGCAAGGACAGACUUGUAGGGGACGUGGAUUUUGAAGGUGUGAGACAAAAGGCUAGCUUCAUUACCCCAGUGCCUGGAGGAGUAGGGCCCAUGACAGUGGCCAUGCUUAUGAAGAACACAAUCAAGGCAGCUAAGAACCUCCUGCUGACUCCUGCUGAGAGGAUCCGCAUGGUAGCCUCUUCAUAACAGGCCAUACCUGACUUCAUCAAGUGACACAUUCCAUCCCACCAUCCCUUCCCUUUUUACUCUGAGCAACUCGGCGAACUCCACUGCACACAGACACAGAUCGAAACAUGAUUGCUUUAGGAUUCUCAACUUGCUGGUACCUUCCACUUUCAUAAUCUCUACCCGCCAUUUCAGGCUAAUACAACUCAGUCAUUCAGCUACUAUAUAUGCCUUGCAAAAGUAUUCAUCCCCCUUGGCGUUUUUUCCUAUUUUGUUGCAUUACAACCUGUAAUUUAAAUUGAUUUUUAUUUGGAUUUCAUGUAAUGGACAUACACAAAAUUGUCCAAAUAUGGUAAAAUGAAGUUUAAAAAAUUACUUGUUUCAAAAAACUCAAAAUAAUAAAAAACUUAAAAGUGGUGCGUGCAUAUGUAUUCACCCCCUUUGCUAAGAAAGCCCCUAAAUAAGAUCUGGUGAAACCUAUUACCUUCAGAAGUCAUAUAAUUAGUUAAAUAAAGUCCACCUGUGUGCAAUGUAAGUGUCACAUGAUCUCAGUAUAUAUACACCUGUUCUGAAAGGCCCCAGAGUCUGCAACACUACCAAGCAAGCGGCACCAUGAAAACCAAGGAGCGCUCCGAACAGGUCAGGGACAAAGUUGUGGAGAAGUACAGAUCAAUGUCCGAAACUUUGAACAUCCCACGGAGCACCAUUAAAUCCUUUAUUAAAAAAUGGAAAGAAUAUGGCACCACAACAAACCUGCCAAGAGAGGGCUGCCCACCAAAACCCACGGUCCAGGAAAGCAGGGCAUUAAUCAGAGGCAACAAAGAGACCAAAGAUAACCCUGAAGGAGCUGAAAAACUCUACAGCGGAGAUUGGAGUAUCAGUCCACUUUAAAGCCGUACACUCCACACAGCUGGGCUUUACGGAAGAGUGGCCAGAGAAAAGCCAUUGCUUGAAGAAAAUAAAUGAGCAAACACGUUUGGUGUUUGCCAAAAGGCAUGUGGGAGACUCCCUAAAGAUAUGGAAGAAGGUACUCUGGUCAGAUGAUACUAAAGUUGUGCUUUUUGGCCAUCAAGGAAAAUGGUAUGUCUGGAGCAAAACCAACACCUCUCAACCCUGAGAACACCAUCCCCACAGUGAAGCAUGGUGGUGGCAGCAUCAUGCUGUGGGGAUGUUUUCAUUGGCAGGGACUGGGAAACUGGUCAGAAUUGAAAGAAUGAUGGAUGACACUAAAUACAGGGAAAUUCGAGGGAAACCUGUUUGUCUUCCAGAGAUUUGAGACUGGGACGGAGGUUCACCUUCCAGCAGGACAAUGACCCGAAGCAUACUGCUAAAGCAACACUCGAGUGGUUUAAGGUGAAACAUUUAAAUGUCUUGGAAUGGCCUAGUCAAAGCCCAGACCUCAAUCAUAUUGAGAAUCUGUGGUAUGACUUAAAUUGCUGUACACCAGCAGAACCCAUCCAACUUGAAGUUUUGCCUUGAAGAAUGGGCAAAAAUCUCAGUGGCUAGAUGUGCCAAGCUUAUAGAGACAUAUCCGAAGAGACUUGCAUCUGUAAUUGCUGCAAAUGGUGGCUCUACAAAGUAUUGACUUUGGGGGGAGGGGGUGAAUAGUUAUCCACGCUCAAGUUCUGUUUUUUUCCCCAAAGUGGUAGGCAUGAGGUGUAAAUCAAAUGAUACAAACCACCCCCCAAAAAAACAAUUCCAGGUUGUAAGGCAACAAAAAUAGGAAAAAUGCCAAGGGGGUAAAUACUUUCGCAAGACACUAUUAUUUUUUAAAUGUACUUUCUAUGAGACCUUUUGGUUUUAGGUGAAUUUGAACUACCUGUUUAUGUAUUUCUCUGCGUUCAUUUGUCAAAUAUGUUAAAAGCAUUCAAGUGCAAGAGAGACCGGCAAGAAAUAGACUGUCUAUCUCCACAAUACCCUUUAGAUCACACAAGCACUGUGAGUUAAGAGGAUUAAGGGCUAGAGUUAUGAAAUGUCAGGAUAAAACGAGUGUUAAACACAUCAUAAGCUUUACAUUUACAGUGCUUCAAAAAUACCUUUGUAAAUAUAAUUUUUAAAUAAAAUGUUAUUGCAAAUGGA
This is a messenger RNA of Oncorhynchus nerka (sockeye salmon), 3242 nucleotides long. RefSeq names its product bifunctional methylenetetrahydrofolate dehydrogenase/cyclohydrolase, mitochondrial-like. Gene Ontology annotation, cellular component: mitochondrion. The coding region runs from base 168 to 1184 and encodes 338 amino acids. Lineage: Eukaryota; Metazoa; Chordata; Actinopteri; Salmoniformes; Salmonidae. The record is from RefSeq and is a predicted model, not a curated record. The transcript is spliced from 8 exons. Gene Ontology annotation, molecular function: methylenetetrahydrofolate dehydrogenase (NADP+) activity; methylenetetrahydrofolate dehydrogenase (NAD+) activity; methenyltetrahydrofolate cyclohydrolase activity. Gene Ontology annotation, biological process: tetrahydrofolate interconversion.